UGACAACUACGUCGAGCAGGCGGACAGUGCAGCUGCUGCUGCGCAUGUGAAGAAGUCACUGCGUGCAUCCAAAGCCAUGCUGGAGCCGCGGCAGGAAGAACGGAAUAAAUCUUCCAAUGCAGCUCUUCUGGCGAAGUCUCGGAAGAUAUCCUGAGUAAAAAUGUCCCCACACCAGAGUCAAGAUGGGAAAUCCGCUAGACAAAUCCAUAAGCUUUGGCUGUUUCGCAUGACAUUAGUGUAGUGCUGUUUGAGCUAGCUAAGCAGCAUUACAGAUCUAGCAUCUCAUGCUGAUUGGCGCAUUACAGAUUUCCAAUCCGCAUUAGAAAAUGCUUCUCAUGGGGCUCCGCAUGAGAAACAUUUUAAGCAUGCAGAGUAGCAUGACAACUAUGGUGUGGGUACGUUUUUACGCAGGAUAGAAGAUGCAGCGGCCGUUGAAAGGUUCCGGCGAAGCAGUGGAAGGCCUGUCGGAAGACGUGCCGCUACUCCUGUCCUCCUCCUCUGGCUCCCGAAACACCACGCCGCGGGGUACCGUCGCGGAAAUGGAGCAGGAGAUGGCGGGUUUGUUGAAAGCCAGCAACAAAUUCCUGUCCCGAGAGGCGCACGAGCAAGCCGCGGCUGGUCGGAGCAGGUCGCAGAUUCUGGACGCCGUGGGGGAGCAUAAGAUGGCGAUGAACAAUUUGAUGUUCUACGAGGAAAACAAUGAUGGGGAGCUUGUUGCAGGAAUGGAAAAUUAUGCAGAGGAUGAAAACAUCAAUGCAGAAGUAGAUGAUGAGAAUGAUGUUUUGGAUGUUCUCGAGGAAGAACAAGCCGCUGUGUUGGAGGUUCAACAAGAAGAGGAUGAACAAGCCAAAAAAAAUUAUCCCGAAGUUGUUGAGGACAAUAACCGGCGGCACCGUCUCGUUCUCUCCGUGUUGCCCAACCUCUGUCUCAACCCCUGGGACGCGGACAUGAGCUCCAAGCGGAUUACGUACGACCCCAGGAAGAACCCCGAUUUCCAAAUCGAGGUUCUCAACUUCGACUGGUCGCACGUCAACGCGCACAAACCGCGGCACGGGGGGAUGAAGAAGGACACGUCGCACGUGCACACAGGAUUCGGAGUGAAAAACAACAUCAGAAACAGCCACGUGAACGACAGCAACAGCCCGGCCUUCGCGCAAAACGCGUUGCUGCACAUUUUUCAGAAUGCGAAGAUCAUUCGGGAUUUGACGCAUUGGUUGAGGGUGUUUAAAACGUUUGGGGUGAAAAUCGAGCAAGCCACGGACAAAUUCACGGACCGGCUAAUCCUCCGGAACUUCAAGGUCCAGGCGAUGCUGGCCGGUGCGGAGAUGCGGGCCUUGGCGGAGAAGAUUAAGAAGUUCACAACCCUGUUCUCUGGUUAUUUGACAAACCUGAAUCGGACCGAAUUGAAUUUCUACGUGCUGGAUUCCCACGGGCUCACGAUGUACGCGGACAGCACAAAGAAGAUGCCCAUUGCCAGGUACCGCAUGUGCGACAUUCUGUCGAUCCGGGAGGUGAACGCGACAAAAAUGGAAAAGCGGUGCAGGUGGAUGAAACAGAAAAUCCACGAGGCGUUUGAAAGGCGGGUGUUUCGCGGGGAGAUCGAUUUACAACCUUUGCGGGAGUUACUGUCUUUGGAGCGUAGUAGAGAGGAAAAGGCGAGGAGCUCAAACACAGAAAACCAAAACAGCAAGAAAGUUGUCGGCGGGGAAACUACAUCUUCUGCAGUACUGUCAAAAUUGCUCCCGAUGCGAACUUUGAUCGAGGAAGUUUUGCAGUGGGAUGAGAAGCUCGCGCUAUUGCUCAAGGGGAAGCUGUCCCCCUCGAGUUUGCGGCUGCUGUCCCAUCUGCAGCUCGGGAAGCACUUUCUGAGCGGCAACUCCACUUUGGCGGAUCAGCAACACGGUCAAGAUGGAACAACGUCAAGUUCUGCACCGAAUUAUAAGUCUCUCCAGAACAAAAAGCAAGCGACGAUUCAGGCGGUUAUCACCGAGGGCACGGUGGGCGCGGGCGACCUGCACGCCGAUGGAGUGGUCCACAGGAUCCCUGACCAGCAGAGACUGGCCGGUUUCGCGGAGCAGCACAACUUCGGAUCCAAGAAGCUGGAGAAGAUUGGGGAUUUUGUCCGGAAAUCGGUCGAAACUUUUGACAAUUCGACCAAUAGCCUCUUCGCCACCCACAUGCACCACCACCGGAAAAUCGACCAAACGGUCCGGAAGCGUC
Amoebophrya sp. A120 is the source of this 2220-nucleotide messenger RNA. The record is from the annotation of a GenBank genome assembly. Lineage: Eukaryota; Dinophyceae; Syndiniales; Amoebophryaceae.